UUGUGACUUGGCGGAGUUGUGUUGUAUUGUUGCAGAAGGUUAAAUUGUCUGCCCACGCUGACCAGCCGGACAUUUGAUCCAGCGCCAGAGCAGCAGCGCGCCUUUGUGCCGGAACUUGGGGCGUAGCUGGUGCGUGCCUCUGCCCCACGAGCAGCUGCGGGCGCAGGGUGAAACGUGUCCUAUCGGAACUGCCGUUCCCCUUCACGCCGUCUGUCCGAUUGGUGGAUCUUGUGGCAUCGAGUGACCUUGAGCCGGAAACGGAACGACCCUUGCUGUGCUGCAUAUUAUAAAUAGUGGUAAGCGGGCUGCGCCACCUCAUCAGUAUCACGGCCCACCUCACGGAGCUCAAGGUGCUGGAGCAGUGCCGGGCAGCUGGCUGCCAACAUGUUGACUUAUCGCGCUUGGUUGCUGUUAGCGCUGCUGGGCGCCCAGUGCGCGCUGAUACUGGGCGCGCCCGCUACCGGCCACGGUUACGACACAAAGAGCUUCGCCCAGGCCUACCUGGAGUGUCUGCGGUACCUGAACAUCUCGCGCCAAUCGCUGUACGCGUACGACAGUGCGGCCGUCCCGCUGAACUGCGGCAGCAACUGUCUGCUGCGCUGCAUCGGCCUGAACGCCCGCUGGUGGCACGACGAGACCGGGCUGAGCGAGCGGGCGCUGGUGCGCUUCUUCCGCCAGGCGCCGGCCGACUCGCUGCUGCAGGCCCGCGCCUGCGUGGCCGAGCUGCCCGCCCCGCCGGCCGACAGCUGUGCCGGCGCGUACUGGUCGUUCCGGUGCUACAGCGACGCGCUGGGCGAGCUGAUUGCCCACCCGGCGUAUGUGGCACCGUGCGGGCAGGAGAUACGGCGCGCGGUGAGCGACUGUGCCACGAUGCUGCAGGUGGAGGACGGCCAGCUGCAGACGUGCGUGAGGACGGAAACCUUCCUACGGCAGGGCAACGGUGCCGCGCUGCUGCGGUGCGUCGUGCUGCGGCUCGGGCUGUACGCUGACUCGACCGGGGUGCUGUGUGACCGGGUGCGGCUGCUGAUGGACGCGGACACGGCCGAACAGUGGACGGUGGCACGUGCGGAGGAAGCCAAGCGGUGUGAGGAGGACUUGCGGGCGCUCGGUGCGGACACGUGCGUCGUGGCGGCCCACGCCGUCGAGCUCUGCUACGGGUGGCCGGCGUUUGGCGAACUCUGGGAAGUGCUCAAGCAGGAGUACGGCAGCUCGGAUGACGCGCUGGCAGAGGAGAGCGAGCAGGUGGUGGUUGUUGGUGCGAGCAGCAGCACGGAGGAACCGCAGGAAGCCGAACCCAACGAGAUUACCGCUGCCGAGGAAGACGCGGAGGUGUUUAAGUAUCCAUCCAGCCCCCGGUUCCGUGGAUUAGUGAUCGUAGCGCCGGAGCUGUACGCCGUGGAUGCGACCGUUGAAGAUGGGUCGAAAUCGUCAGAAGGCUCGUCCUCGCAGGAUGAGGAAGAGCAGCUGCCUAAAGAUGUUAAACCGACCCAACUGGAGCUGGCAGACGGGCAGGAGCCGGUGACGACUACAAACGGCAAUACUGUGAAGCAAUCGGCAGCCUCUACGGAACCGUUGGAGAAGGAACCGAAAGCAACCCAUACUGUUCAGGCACGUUCGGUGUCUCAACACCAGCUGGAUGGGGCUCUACGUAAGUGCACAAGUGUUCCUGCGUUCUUCCAAAUGUGA
This is a messenger RNA of Anopheles gambiae (African malaria mosquito), 1686 nucleotides long. RefSeq names its product general odorant-binding protein 45. NCBI's taxonomy places the organism in Eukaryota, Metazoa, Arthropoda, Insecta, Diptera, Culicidae. Gene Ontology annotation, molecular function: odorant binding. Gene Ontology annotation, biological process: sensory perception of smell. The record is from RefSeq and is a predicted model, not a curated record. The transcript has 2 exons. The coding region runs from base 385 to 1686 and encodes 433 amino acids.